Messenger RNA from Rhodotorula toruloides NP11, 762 nucleotides. Its product is annotated as tubulin-folding cofactor b. NCBI's taxonomy places the organism in Eukaryota, Fungi, Basidiomycota, Microbotryomycetes, Sporidiobolales, Sporidiobolaceae. The coding region runs from base 1 to 762 and encodes 253 amino acids. Gene Ontology annotation, biological process: cytoplasmic microtubule organization. The record is from RefSeq and is a predicted model, not a curated record. Gene Ontology annotation, cellular component: nucleus; cytoplasm; microtubule plus-end. Gene Ontology annotation, molecular function: microtubule plus-end binding. The transcript is spliced from 5 exons.
AUGCAGAGCGUGUACGUCGAGUCGAGUGCGACGCGGUCAGAGCGACGGAUCGACCCACUGUCGACCGUCCUCCAGCUCAAGUCAAAGCUAGAACCCAUCACUGGCAUCCCGACUCAUGCACAGCUGCUCUCGCUACGCCGCACACCGGCGGACGCGGGUCAUGGAUCGGGAGGAGGAGCAGGUGCGGGAGGAGAGGUCGUCGCGGUGCUCGACAACGACGACAGGACGCUCGCCAGCUACGGCAUCGCAGAGUACAUGACCAUACGCGUCGACUCGUCAGAUCCGCAGGCUGCUUCGUUCGCCAACCAGUUCGUCGACGACUCGCAGGUCGAAAAGUUUGAGCUGACGGAGGAGGAGUACGCCGCGCGAAGAGACACCAUUCUCGCCUACAAGAAGCGCAACCGGCUAGGCCGCUUCGCCCCCUCCUCCUCGCCCUCCCCUUCCUCCGCCCCUUCUCUUCCCUCCGACCUCGUCCCCGGCGCACGGUGCGAAGUCGCCCUCUCGCCCGAACUGCGACGACGAGGAACGGUGAGGUUUGUUGGACCCACGGAGUUUGGGACAAAGGAUGGGAGUGUGUGGGUUGGGGUCGAGUGGGAUGAACCGGUUGGGAAGAACGAUGGAGCCGUCGAGGGCAAACGCUACUUCCAGACCGGCCCGCUUCGAGCCAGCUUCGUCCGCCCCGAUAAAGUCACAGUCGGCGACUUUCCGGAGCUCGACCCGUUCGCCGACGACGACGAGGAGGCCGAGGAGAUGGAGAUGUAG